UGGCGACGAAUUGGCCGAUUCGGGAGGCAUCAGCGAGAUCAUAUCGGUGCCGAUGAAAUUCGAAUGAAGAUCUAUAUUAAUGACGAUCCCUGCAUUUCGGGGAUUUCCCUUCUAUACCUGUUCGGCUACUGGGACGUUGCAUAUGGGAACCAUCAGGCCGGACAACCCUCGCGUUUACGCCGCUGACAAGCGCCCUGAGCUGGAACGGGGUUUCAAAUGCGCAGCUCACUUACACCGUGAGGAGGUGGAUGCAAAUCGAGACUAGUGCCUAGCGGCCCAA
This is a messenger RNA of Paraphaeosphaeria sporulosa, 280 nucleotides long. RefSeq lists its product as uncharacterized. The coding region runs from base 80 to 265 and encodes 61 amino acids. The record is from RefSeq and is a predicted model, not a curated record. Lineage: Eukaryota; Fungi; Ascomycota; Dothideomycetes; Pleosporales; Didymosphaeriaceae. The transcript is spliced from 2 exons.